AUGGCGACCCUGGCGGAGAAGCUUGAGAAGAUCAAGUCUCCCAAGCUGCAGAACCAGCACCAUACUGCUGUGGUACUGUCUGCAGUUGAGGAUACUCUUCGUGACCAGAAGGCGGAUUUCUCGCCUACCGCAUAUUUCGCCGCUCUCAUUGCACUGCUAUCGCAGUCAUUGACCGCCUCGCAAGGCAUCGUCAACAAAGACCUUGCGACCUCCGUCGUCUACCUUCUCGAUGUCAUAACCAUCUAUGUUCCCGCUCCAAUUCUUUGCUCCAAAUUCUCUCAGAUUCUCGAAAGCCUUGCCCCAGCACUUUCUUUGCCCGAGGUCGAAGCCCCACUCUUGCGUCCGUCGAUCGGUUGCCUCGAAUCUCUGCUUAUCGCCCAGGACGCGGCGGCAUGGCAGCUCCCUCACACACAGGUCGGCCCGCGCCGCGCAAUGGCAGGUUUGCUGAGUCUCUCUGUUGACCACCGACCUAAGGUGCGCAAGCGCGCCCAGGAGGCCCUUGUUAAAGUUCUCAAGGCGCCCCCACCCAGCCCGUCUCUGGACCACCCUGGUGCGGAUAUGUGCGCCCAGUCCGCAAUGAAGUCUCUGGGUGACAGUAUUUCAGCCGUGUCAAAGCAGAAGAAGGGACGCCCCGAUGCGCAACGCGACAACCAGGAGCCGCUCAUCAUUCACUCGUUGCAGCUCAUUAAGACUAUUGCCUCGGCAUCUGGUGGCUGGCCUAGCAAGAAGAUCGAGCCUCUUUGCGAGCUCUUGAUGAAUGCAUCCCGCUCUACCAACGAAUAUAUCACCAUGGGUGCUUUCGAGGUGUUCGAGGUCAUCUUCGAGGGAAUGGCUGAUGAGAUCUCUUCUUCCAAGCUACCCCGUCUUUUGGAUGCUAUUUCCGAGCUCAAGCCUGCCCAGAACGACUCGCAACUUCUUCCACCUUGGAUCGCUGUGCUCUCUCGCGGAUACGAUGUGGCUGCACAGAUCACCCCUGAGGAUACCUUUGAGAAGUUGCCCGGUCUUUUCAGCUUGGUCGCUGGCUUCUUGACUUCACCCUCAAACAACAUUCGGGUUUCUGCUUCCGAGUGCCUGAUCUCCUUCCUUCACAACUGCAUUCCCGACAGCGUCAUUGUGGACCCCUCUGUCUACGAUGAGAAGACCCUCGAGAAGUUGGCUCGCGGAGCUGUCGACUUGCUUUCCGUGAAGUACCAGGCUGCUUGGAUGGAGGUUUUCAAUGUCUGCUCCGCCAUGUUUGACUGCUAUAAGUGGCGCUCAAGCCCCUACCUUAACAAGAUUGUUUCUACAAUCGGCGAAUUGCGCAGCAAUGGGUCCUUCCACGGAAAGAAGGAGGCUGAUGCUGUUAUUGGCAGUGCGCUUCAGGCAAUGGGUCCCGAGGCUGUCUUGGAAAUCUUGCCUCUUAACAUUAUUGAACAGAAGGCCGGUCAGCCUGGCCGUGUCUGGAUGUUGCCCAUUAUGCGUGACAAUGUGACCAACACCAAUCUGCGUCACUUCCGCUCCGAGCUUGUUCCUUUGAGCGAGGCCCUUUACCAAAAGGUGGUGACUUUCGGAGCUGCCGAAAAGUCUGUCGAGGUGAAGAUCUUCGAAACCCUUGUUCAACAGACCUGGAAUGUCCUUCCCGGCUACUGCGAGCUGCCCCUUGACCUUGAGGAGGCAUUUGACCAAACUUUCGCCGAGCUGCUGUCAAACGUUUUGUACAAGCAGACUGAGCUGCGUGUCGAUGUUUGCCGUGCUCUGCAGAACCUUGUUGAGUCAAAUCAGGCCAUCUUGACCGUCGAAAAGGAGGAAGAUGACCUUAUUUUGCAGCGUCGCAUCACUAAGGCCGCUGCUAAAAAGAACCUUGCUCACCUCGGCGGCUUUGCAAGCAAUUUGCUGGCUGUUCUCUUCAACGUCUACAGCCAAACCCUUCCUCACUACCGUGGAUUCAUCCUGCAGUGUAUUAAUGUCUACCUCAGCAUUACCCCCGAGAACGAGCUGAAUGACACCUUCAACCGUGUUACCUCAAUGCUUGAGUCUUCUCUGGUUGCUGAGCAAGAGACAGCGGCCAAGCAGAGCGCCCAGCCCAAGGGUGACAAGAUGCCGCCCACCUCUCACACUCUGAUUGACCUGGUUAUUGCCAUGUCAAUUUAUCUCCCCCGCUCCAGCUUCAGUGGCCUGUUUGCCCUGGCCGCCGCAAUCCUCAACAGCUCCUCCCCCAACCCUGACCAGCAGCUUAUCAAGAAGGCCUACAAGCUGAUUCCCCGUCUCGCAUCGACCGAGACUGGCCGUGAGGCCCUCCAGGAGCGUAGCAGCGAACUCCAGGCUUUGAUGCUCGCCACCACAGAUAGCACCCCCGCUUCCGGCCGCCGUGACCGUAUGCUUGCUAUCCACGAGAUCAUUGCUCACCUGCCCACCUCAGACCUCCACUUCAUUCCUGCAAUCCUGUCAGAGGUUGUCUUGGGCUGCAAGGAAAGCAACGAGAAGGCUCGCACUGCUGCCUUUGACCUGCUGAUUCUCUUGGCCAAGCGUACAAUCGACUCCGAGCGCAACCCUCCCGGCACCGUCAUCCGCAGAUCUCUUGUGCCUGGUGUGCCUGAAGACUCCCCCGAUGCCCCCGCUACCAUUGAGGAGUUCUUCACCAUGGUCUCAGCCGGUCUGGCUGGUUCCGCACCCCACAUGGUGGGUGCCUCCGUCACCGCUCUCUCGCGACUGUUUUUCGAUUUCCAGGCUCAACUCCAACCUGAAAUGCUCACUGAGCUUGUCGAGACCGUUGGACUCUUCCUUACCUCCAGCAACCGUGAGAUUGUUCGCUCUGUCCUUGGCUUUGUCAAGGUUGCCGUUGUCGUUCUUCCAGAUGAGGCUCUGCGUCCCCGCCUGAGCACCCUGGUCCCCAACCUCAUGGCUUGGAACAAGGAACACAAGGGACGUCUUCGCAGUAAGGUCAAGGGUAUCAUUGACCGACUUGUCCGCCGCUUCGGUGCCCCUCUACUGGAAACCCUUGUUGGCGAGGAUGACCGCAAGCUCGUUGUCAACAUUCGCAAGCAGCGUGAGCGCAGCAAGCGCAAGAAGAAGGAGGGUGCUGAGGGUGAGGGUGAUGAGGAUGAGGAGAAGGCUUCCAAGCCUCAAGCCGGUAACGCCUUCGACAAGGCUGUCUAUGGCUCUGACUCCGACUCCUCCGAUGAGGGCUCCGACGACGAUGGAAGUGAUGUUGACGUCGACGACCUCGCCCGCAUCAAGGGCAAGGCUGGAAAGAAGAAGGCUGGACAAAGCAACCAGUACAUCCGUGAGAUGUCUCCCGAAGACAACCCUCUCGAUUUGCUCGGUUCCAACGCUCUUGCCAGUAUCUCCACCACCAAGCCCAGCCAACGCUUCCUCAACACCGGUCCCGGCUCUAAGAAGAAGCGCGCCGCCAAGGUUGAUGCUGACGGACGUCUUGUCCUCGGUGACGAUGGUGACGUCGUUGCUGACGACGUUGAGAUGUCCGGUGCUGCCGAGACUGGUGGCGUCAACGCCUACCUUGCUGCCGUGAGUGGACCUGACGCCGUCCGCCGUGGCCAGAAGGGUAAGGUGAGAAUGGGCCAGUCGACCAAGAAGAACUCUGGUGACCGCAUGGAUCUCGAUGACGAGGAUACUCUGAAGGAAGACAUGCGCGCUUCGGGCUCAGGCAAGGGUCCCGGUCGUCGUGGUCUCGGUGCCCCCAAGACCGCUGGCGCCCCUGGUGGCGGUCGCAUUGAGAAGCGUCGCAGCCCUGGCAAGGCCCCGAGAGGCAACAACCGCUCGGGAUGGGGAAAGAAGAGAUAA
Molecule: messenger RNA, 3780 nt
Organism: Penicillium nucicola
Lineage: Eukaryota; Fungi; Ascomycota; Eurotiomycetes; Eurotiales; Aspergillaceae
Product: mRNA-binding protein RRP12
Exons: 3
Coding region: 1-3780 (1259 amino acids)
Source: RefSeq, a predicted model, not a curated record